AUGUAUGGGAGCCGGUAUGAUGGAGGCGGGUUUGGCGGCAGCGGUGCAAGCGGCGCCGCCUACACGUACACGUACUCGGACGAGGGCGAGGGUGGGGCCGGCGACGUGUCGUACUCGUACUCGUACUCGUACGUGGAGACGGUGGAUGACGAGGGCUCUUACUACACAGAGGCCGAGGGGCUUGAUCCGGAGCGUGAUUUGCAGCGGCUAGCGCUGGAUGAUCUGUAUGCGCAGCUGGAGGAGGCCGUGGUCGAGACGCCCAACUAUCUACUUGCGCUUGCGGUUGUCCGAGCGCUCGCCCUCGUCGACGCGUCGGAUGCGUAUGGCGCAGCAGCGUUUAUGGCGCUGGCCGAAGACGGCUCGCGGCAGGUGGUGUCUGGGCUAGCGCGAAUGACUGGGCUGGAGACGCCUGUAGUCCGCGAUCGGGCGCUGAUAGCGGCAAGAGCGGCGUCAAGUUCGGAGGCGAGCUCGGCCGGAGGAGGCCCGGUAGCUGCGGCGUCGACGGCGAGGGAGCGGUUCCCGCCGCUUGUCCACCCGGAGAACAAGCAGGUCGGUGCUCGAUCGCGAAAUGGCUGA
This is a messenger RNA of Thecamonas trahens ATCC 50062, 576 nucleotides long. RefSeq lists its product as uncharacterized. Bases 1 to 576 code for a protein of 191 amino acids. The record is from RefSeq and is a predicted model, not a curated record. NCBI's taxonomy places the organism in Eukaryota, Apusomonadida, Apusomonadidae. The transcript has 2 exons.